This is a messenger RNA of Leptopilina boulardi, 3000 nucleotides long. Its product is annotated as transmembrane and ubiquitin-like domain-containing protein 1. Lineage: Eukaryota; Metazoa; Arthropoda; Insecta; Hymenoptera; Figitidae. Gene Ontology annotation, molecular function: protein binding. The coding region runs from base 254 to 1312 and encodes 352 amino acids. The transcript is spliced from 4 exons. The record is from RefSeq and is a predicted model, not a curated record.
AAAGACAUUCUAUAUACAAUUUCCUGAAAAUUUAUCAAAAGACCUUGUUAAAAAAAAUCACGUCAUUUUAUUCCAGUUUAUUUUGUCGACAAUAUUAAUAGUUAAUUAUUUUUUUUUCUUUUUUGGUCCCCACGUAUAUAAUUAAAUAAUAAUUCAAACUAAAUGAGGAAUUUGUGAAUUUUUUACUACGUGGCAUCUAUUAUUUUGUGAUAAUUAUUUCUUGAACUAUUGUGUUUUCAGAAACAAAAAAAAAAUGACUUUAAUCGAAGGAGUCGGCGAAGAAGUAACAGAUUUCUUCAUAAUUGUUGGCGUUUUAUUAAUUGGUUGGCUCGCAUGGUGUUCAACUAAUAUAAGCGAUCAGCCAUUAAUACGAACAGUACUUAUUUUACAACAUCGAACACGCACACGUAUCGCCGAAUUGGCAGUCAACAAUAAUAUUAAUUCGGCAAGUCAAACUUCAAGUUUAGAUAUAUCAGAAGAUGAAACACGAUUAACUGAUCCAGCAAAUGCCAACGAUCCACAAACUUCUGUCGAUAAUGGAACGGAAGUUCCAGUUGAAACGAAUGCAACAACAAAUAAUGCUGAAACUGCAUCGGAAGAAGUUUUAAUUGAAGCAAUGGAUUCAUUUAAUAAUGACGAAUCACGUUUACUUCAAAGACCGGCAAAAUUGAGUACAUCAGAUUCAACUGAUUCACAAACAACUGUCAGUGAGACUAAUCAGGAUGUUAUUGAAGAAACUGUUGCUGAUGAUUUAUCAACAAUGAGUGAAGACACGAAAAUAAGCAUUAAAUUGAAAUUUAUUAACGAUGAUCAAAAAUUGGUCACGGGAAAUCUAAAGGAAAUGCUAGGAGAUUUUAAAAGACGACAUUUCCAAGAUGAAUUGGAAUCACAAAAAUUAGUGCGUCUCGUAUUCAAUGGACAAGUUCUUCAACCCGAUAGUAAAACAUUGGAACGUUGUGGUCUUUUUAAUAAUUGUGUUGUACAUUGUUUGGUCCAUCAACCACGACCAGCAUCAAUGACAACAUCGUCAACAUUGGAAAAUUCAUCGUCAAUUUAUUUUAAUCCACAAACAUUUCAGGAUAUUCCUGAUGCCACGGGUCUCAGUUCGUUACAAGACGAAUGGGAUUUAAGUAGACUUUUAUGCAGCAUUUUAACACUUGUAUUAGGACUCGCUUGGUAUUCACAUUUUCAUUAUUCACAAUUAUUCACUGUAACAACGACACUUGCUUUAUAUGCAUUAACUGCAGUUUUCACUGCUUCCUUAUUUGGUCACUUUUUUUCAAAUCAGGACAAUGCCCGUGUUGUUGAAUAAAAAAAAAAUCCUCUAUAUAUAUAUUUAUAAUUUUUAAAUAUAUAUAUAUAUAUAUAUAUAUUUACAUGUGAAAGCAAUAAUGAAUUGUGAUUUAAAAAAAAAUAUAAGAGAAGCAGGCGCAUGGCGCCUUUAUCGCAGGAUUUUGUGGCCAAUAUUAAUAUUACCGUUGCUAAGGAAAAAAAAAUCCAUAGCAACGGUUGCUAAGAAAAAACGUUCAUGGAAACGGUUACUAUGGAAACUAUUACCAUGGCAACCGUUACUAUGGAUACUGUUACCAUAGCAACCGCUACUAUUGAAACUGUUACCAUGGAAACGGUUGCUAUGGAAACGGUUGUAAUAGAAACCGUUGCUAUGGAAACUAUUACCAUGGCAACCGUUACUAUGGAUACUGUUACCAUAGCAACCGCUACUAUGUAAACUGUUACCAUAGCAACCACUACUAUUGAAACUGUUACCAUGGAAGCGGUUGCUAUGGAAACUGUUGCCAUAGCAACCGUUACUAUAGAUACUGUUACCAUAGCAACCGCUACUAUGUAAACUGUUACCAUAGUAACCACUACUAUUGAAACUGUUACCAUGGAAACGGUUGCUAUGGAAACUGUUGCCAUAGCAACCGCUACUAUGGAAACUGUUACCAUGGAAAUGGUUGCUAUGGAAACUGGUUGUAAUGGAAACCGUUGCUAUGGUAACUGUUGCUAUAGUACCGUUACUAUGGUAACUGUUGCUAAGGAACUUGUUACUAUAGCAACCACUACUAUGAAAACGGUUGCUAUGGAAACCGUACAAGUGUACGACAGACGGACGGACGUCAAAGCGAAACUAUAAGGCUUUCAAGUCCUGGGCCACAAAAUCCUAAAUAAAAACAAUGCGGCUUGUCUUUAUUGUGAAUAAUAAAUUGCCAUGCAAAUAUAAUUGUUGAACAAUUUGCCACGAGGUGUUUUUUGUUUUUUUUGUUUUUUUUUUAUUAUUUUUUUUAUGCUACAGUGGACAAAUGUCGCAUAAAUAUUUUGCUGGUGAAAUACUGCGAUUUCAAAUAUAUAUUAUAUAAUGAGAAUGUGCGAUGAUCCUAGUCUUACUUUUUAUUGUUAAGAAUAAUAAUAUCGUUUUGUAUACAAACAAAAAAAAGAUCGAGUCGAUAUACAAAAAAAAAAAAAAAAUGUAAAUUAUAAUUCGUAUAUUUAAUGUUUAAAAGAAGAGAAAAAAAAAUGUAAAUGAUUGUGCGACUUAAUUUGACUGUGUGAAAAAAAGUACACAAAAUUAAGUUCUUUAAAUUGUGUCACUUAAAUGUAGUUUUUGUUUUUAACAUAUAUUUUUUUUUUUAGAUUUAAAAAUAUAUUGUUAUACAGAAAUGAAAAAUAGAAUAAUAAACUAUGUAGACGUGCGAAAGAUUUAAAAAAAAUUACAUUUCAAUGAUUUAUAUACAAAAAUUUAAUUAAACUAUGUAUAGAUUGAAAUGAUGGAACAAAAUUACAAAAAUAGAGAUUUUCAAUAUUUUUUUUUUAAAGAUAUUAAUUGUUUUAUUUAUUUAUAUUGCAAAAAAAAAAAUUAAAUAUUCUGUAACGAAAAUCUCUAUUAUUAUAAUCAGAAUAAAAAUUUUCAAAUAAGAAAAAUAAAUGAGAAAAGUGUAUAUUAGAAAAAUAAAUUGUACAGUGUAUAUAUCUAUUACUAUUAAAUUACUUAUAAAUUCA